UAAGUGCUUUAUAUAUAUAUUUAGGGAAAUGUAUUUGGUAGGUGCUAAAGAAAAUCCUGUAUACAGUGAAAUCAAAGAAACUACGAAAAAGAAAACCACUGAUAGCCUUCAAGCCAAUAGUAUAUACCCUUAAUAGAACAGACUAUAUUAACGACUAGUAAUGAGUGCUUUGUUUAAUUUUCAAUCAUUAUUGCAAGUUAUCUUAUUAUUGAUAUGUACUUGUACUUAUGUUCAUGCUACUGCUCCUGCUAUAUUAGAUAAUAGAAAAUCUGGUUUAUUAAGUGUAUUUUGGAAAUGUGCUAGAGUUGGUGAAAGAUUAAGUCCAUAUGUUGCUAUUGGAUGUUUUAUUGUGGCUAUCAAUACUUUGAGUUCUUAGAAUAUUUAUUUUCAAUAACAUUCUGUAUUGAGGCGUGUUUUCAUAAAAUUGGGAUUUAAUCGGUUGUACAUUAGAGAUUUAGAUUUAAUAGUGUAGUAUAGUAUCUUACUGAAAUACAUGAAAUAUUUACUAU
Molecule: messenger RNA, 509 nt
Organism: Scheffersomyces amazonensis
Lineage: Eukaryota; Fungi; Ascomycota; Pichiomycetes; Serinales; Debaryomycetaceae
Exons: 2
Coding region: 161-376 (71 amino acids)
Biological process (GO): protein secretion; intracellular transport
Source: RefSeq, a predicted model, not a curated record